Molecule: messenger RNA, 930 nt
Organism: Sciurus carolinensis (gray squirrel)
Lineage: Eukaryota; Metazoa; Chordata; Mammalia; Rodentia; Sciuridae
Product: olfactory receptor 7G2-like
Exons: 1
Coding region: 1-930 (309 amino acids)
Biological process (GO): G protein-coupled receptor signaling pathway
Cellular component (GO): membrane
Molecular function (GO): olfactory receptor activity; G protein-coupled receptor activity
Source: RefSeq, a predicted model, not a curated record
AUGGAAUCAAAAAACCAAACAGAUACAGUAGAGUUCAUCCUCCUGGGGCUCUCAGAGGAUCCAGAACUGCAGAACACCAUCUUUGGAUUAUUUCUGUCCAUGUACCUCGUUACAGUGCUUGGAAACCUGCUCAUCAUCCUGGCCAUCAUGUCUGACUCCCACCUGCACACCCCCAUGUACUUCUUCCUCUGCAACCUGUCCUUCACUGACAUCAGUUUCAUCUCCACCACAAUCCCCAGGAUGCUGGUGAACAUCCAGAGACAGAGCAAGACCAUCAGUUACACAGGCUGCCUCACCCAAGUCUGCUUUGCCCUGGUUUUUGUUGGUUUGGAAAACUUUCUACUUGCCGCAAUGGCUUAUGACCAUUAUGUGGCCAUCUGCCAUCCACUCAGGUACACAGUCAUCAUGAACCCACGCCUGUGUGUCCUGCUGAUUCUCUUCUCCUUUUCCAUUAGUAUUAUGGAUGCUCUGCUGCACAGUCUGAUGGUGCUGAGGCUGUCCUUCCGCACAGACCUGGAGAUCCCCCACUUCUUCUGUGAACUUGCUCAGAUCAUCAACCUUGCAUGUUCUGAUACCCUUAUCAAUAACAUCUGGGUAUAUUUAGUGACUAGCAUAGUUGGGGGUAUUACUAUCCUUGGGAUUAUUUACUCUUACAUUAAAAUUUUCUCCUCUGUUCUGAGAAUGUCAUCUUCUGGGGGAAAGUACAAAGCCUUUUCCACCUGUGGGUCUCACCUGUCUGUUGUCUCCUUGUUCUAUGGAACAGGAUUUGGGGUGUACAUUAGCUCUGCAGUGACUGACUCCCCCAGGAAGACUGCAGUAGCUUCAGUGAUGUAUACAGUGGUUCCUCCAAUGAUGAAUCCCUUUAUCUACAGCCUGAGGAACAGGGACAUGAAAGCAGCCCUGAAGAAACUCAUCACACCUCUUUUGUGA